GGCUAAUUUUGACAGGAGUCAGUGUGAACCCUAAUUUUCAGUCAAGAAUUAUCUUCGGCGAAAUCUAACCUUUCCGAAUUUGUUAAAUAUAUCCGAUACGAUGUCUGCUAUUCCAAUUGAAGUACCCAUGCAGCCGUAUUGUGGCCAGCUGCUCAUCAUCAAGGAUCUCAUUUUGCCGGACGCAGCUACGCAGGAUUCGGGCAAGUCCAACAACUUGGUUAAAAAGAAGACACGGCCAUCGUUCUUCGAGCGCAGUAGCAUCCUCAAGAAGAUAGUGAAGCAAAUGAAUCAGAUCAACCAGGCUAAUGAAAUCCGCUUGGUGGACUUUGAACCCCUUUUGGAUGCCUUUCUCUCCGCCCUGGAAACCUACAUGAAAUUCGUGGUGAAGAAGGCUAUAGAGUUGUGCGAACAUCGGUCGGGAUAUCAUCUCUAUAACGAUGAUCGCUGCGUGAUGAAGAACGAUAUGCGGGCCACGAUGGUGUUCCUCAACAACCUGGAGAUGGCCGACUAUGGGUCAUCGGAUGAGGAUUCCGGAUUUAAUCGCAAGCGCCGAGCGGAGAACGAUGAAAAGGGGAAGAAGUGUAUUCGUUUGGAGACGCUGAAUAGCACCGCAAUGAUGGCCCUCGGAAGUCGGAAGCGCCCGGCGGAGGAUGCCGCUACUCCAGCUGGAGCUGCUCCUAGCAUUUCCACUACAGCUCCACCAAACCCCCAAGUCCAGCGUCCGUUUGCCUUGAGAAUCAAGCAUCUGAACAUCAGGGAUGUGCUGCAGUUCAUGGAGGAGGACAGGCGCUAUCACCGAUCGAAUAUGUUAUUUGAGGCAUACUUAAAAUACAAGGCUUAG
Drosophila ficusphila is the source of this 841-nucleotide messenger RNA. Its product is annotated as transcription initiation factor TFIID subunit 4. Gene Ontology annotation, biological process: DNA-templated transcription initiation. Bases 101 to 841 code for a protein of 246 amino acids. Lineage: Eukaryota; Metazoa; Arthropoda; Insecta; Diptera; Drosophilidae. Gene Ontology annotation, cellular component: transcription factor TFIID complex. The record is from RefSeq and is a predicted model, not a curated record. The transcript has a single exon.